Messenger RNA from Misgurnus anguillicaudatus (oriental weatherfish), 1537 nucleotides. Its product is annotated as C-type lectin domain family 4 member F-like. Lineage: Eukaryota; Metazoa; Chordata; Actinopteri; Cypriniformes; Cobitidae. The record is from RefSeq and is a predicted model, not a curated record.
AUGGAAAGUGAACUUCAUGAAAUAAAAGCCAAGUACAACAAACUAAGAACUUCCUUUUAUGAUGCUCAGUCUUGCGAUCUCUCGGUGGAUGGCUGGACAGUUUGUCGUGGGAUGAUUUACUUCAGCACUGAUAAACGAGACUGGUCAAGCAGUCGUGCUGUGUGUGUUUCAAUGGGAGCUGAUCUAGUUACCAUAACCAGCCAAAAAGAACAGGACUUCCUGGUGUCUAAAAUUAAAGUGACUCACUGGAUCGGUCUUAAUGAUCAGGAGACUGAAGGUCGAUGGGUUUGGGUGAAUAACAAAACUCUUGAGGAGACCGGAGUAAAGUUCUGGUUCAAAAAAGAACCUGAUAACUGGAAGGUGAUGGAUCCAUCUGGAGAAAACUGUGCCAGUCUGGGAGACAGCAUCGGCAAUGUACACACUUGGUUUGAUGGUUCUUGCAAAGAGCCAAAGAGGUUUAUUUGUCAAAAGAAAUAAAAACUUACACUGCCUGUGUUCACUACUCACUGGGAUGGGUUAAACGCACAUACGAGUUGCAUACUUAAACAUGUCACUUUCACUUUUCUUUUUAAAUAUAGUCUGAAUAUAUGCUGCCUUCACGUGCUAUGGUAAUUAUGGUAACCAUCAAAAGCCGACAUGGAAAAUGCACAUGAACACAUGUGGUAUUUUCCACUGGGCAACUCGUAGAAUAUACUGAUGCACGAGUUGCCGAGAUGAGAUAACCUUUGACCGUUUCAAAAUGGCGGAGAGUAACAGAAGAGUGGUGAAUGAUAAGCAUUGUACACUACUAAACGUUUUUUGCUACUGUCAGUUUUAAAAAUACUGUUAUGGUUUGGUGUUACCCUGCCAGAGCAGAUGCUGUCAAUAGGAGCGUCCUAGUAAUGAGCAAUCAGGCAGUUUACUUACGUGAAUGUAUUUUCCCUACAGUACGACAACAAAAGCACAUGAACACAACACACAGUUCACAAAUGUUAAAUAUUAUCUUUUCCAUAGCACGUGAAGGCAGCAAGUCUAAGGGCGCACUCACAUUAUCUAAACCAAACCACGCUGGGCGCGUUUGACUCCAAAAGCCUGGUUCGCUUGACUAGUAUGAUUGCUCUGUACUGCACCCAGGCAGUUUGGUUAAUUUUGCACUGGCUGGGUUGCAGAGGUGGGCUGGAGCGCUAAUUGCGGCAGAGCGUGUUUCAAAAGCGUGUUUUGCUCUUUGCUCCCCCUACAGGUUAGAAGCGGAAUUGUCCAUUACCACUGUAGGUCUGCCGUAAAGCAAGGUUUUGUAGUUUUCCCUCGAACUACAGGACCCCGACGGUUGGAAACUUCUUUAGUGCGGUUUUGGCCGAUAAAGGGCUGCAAAGCGAAUGUGAAAGUUCCGUACACCUUGUUGCAAGUGGAUGAACGACUGAAACUUUUUUGAAAACAAUAUUUUAACGUAAAAAAAACUCUUUGGUGUUGCUUUAAGGUUUUUUUCCCCAAAACAAUCGCAUCCUAAUGACGAAAGCGGGCUUGGAUCGAUAAAAGUACAGUGUGAGUGAAUGCUUCU